This is a messenger RNA of Penicillium soppii, 186 nucleotides long. RefSeq lists its product as uncharacterized. Bases 1 to 186 code for a protein of 61 amino acids. The transcript is spliced from 2 exons. The record is from RefSeq and is a predicted model, not a curated record. Lineage: Eukaryota; Fungi; Ascomycota; Eurotiomycetes; Eurotiales; Aspergillaceae.
AUGACCGCUUUUGACGCCAGAAACGGCUGCCUAUCCACCCGUAACUUUGGACGUCUAGCAGAUGUAGCAACGGAGGAUACUGAUAGUGGGCUCUACCUUCUCAUGAAUGCUACGGAGGCUAGAACGGCAUCCAACUGCAAUUGCUUCACCCCCGUCGACCUGUCUUACUCUGACGUUACAGCCUGA